UACAACAUUCUCUUCCCUCUCUCUCCUGUUAGUUCAUCUUCCGAAAGGCGAUCAUCCCUUUCGAUCUUUCCUCUUCGAAUCGCGUUAGAUUCUGUAUCAUCUCCUCGAUCUCAUCCACUUCCGUGUAGAAUCUCACAUUCUCCGGAUCCUUAACUCUCAAAUGUUAACCUAAACUCUGUUCCCUCCGAAACAGAGCAACACUCACAAAGAUGUCAGAUUCAACCCAGGAAGAGAGAUACAGAGUCGGAUACGCUCUCGCAGCCAAGAAGGAGAAUAGCUUCAUCCAGCCUUCUUUGAUCGAGCACUCAAGGCAACGAGGCAUUGAUCUAAUCAAGCUCGAUCCAACGAAACCCUUGCUGGAACAGGGGAAGCUCGAUUGCGUGAUCCACAAGCUUUACGAUCUCGACUGGAAACAAAACCUCCACGAGUUUCGCGAGAAGUGCCCUAACGUCCCUGUCAUCGACUCGCCGGAGGAUAUCGAGAAAUUGCACAACAGGGUUUCGAUGCUCGAGGUGAUCACUCAGUUAAACUUCCCUGUUUCGGAAAGGGAGCGUUUUGGCGUCCCGAAGCAGGUCGUUGUGAUGGAUCCAACCGUUCUUAGCUGCGGAGGAGGAGGAGAAGGUUUGGGGGAGCUUGAGUUUCCGGUGAUCGCUAAGCCCUUGGACGCAGACGGGAGCGCUAAGUCUCACAAGAUGUUCUUGAUUUACGACCAAGAAGGGAUGAAGAUACUCAAGGCGCCCGUUGUGUUGCAGGAGUUUGUGAAUCACGGUGGCGUGAUCUUCAAGGUCUAUGUGGUGGGAGACUACGUGAAGUGCGUAAAGAGAAGAUCUUUGCCUGAUAUCUCCGAGGAGAAGAUUGGUACGUCGAAAGGGUCUUUGCCCUUUUCGCAGAUAUCGAACUUGACUGCUACUCAGGAGGAGAAGAACAAGGAGUAUGGUGAGGAUAGGAGCUUGGAGAAAGUGGAGAUGCCUCCUUCGAGUUUCUUGGAGGAGUUAGCUAAGGCGAUGAGGAAAUCGAUGGGUUUGAAUCUGUUCAACUUCGAUGUGAUUAGGGAUGCGAGAGAUGGUGAUAGGUACCUUGUUAUUGAUAUUAACUACUUUCCUGGUUAUGCUAAGAUGCCGUGUUAUGAGCCUGUGUUGACGGACUUCUUCUGGGACAUGGUCACAAAGAAGAGUCAUGUCUGACAACUAUCUGAGGGAGGGUUUCUACCAUUGCAAUGUGUUGCCAUUGCCAUUGCAGACUAUCUAAUCUGCCCUGCUAAUUUUCAUUUGGAUUAUUGAACUUGUGCUUCUUCUUUUUUUUUUCUUGUUAUUGUUUCUUAGGUGUUUUUCUCUUGUUUACUUCCAAGUUUUGGAAAGCCUUGUUCAUUGUUCAGAUGCAUAACUGUUGCUACUAUUGAGAAGUGAGAAUCAUUGAAUUUCUAAGUUCUGGACCAUUUGCUCUAAAUUCUUAA
Molecule: messenger RNA, 1453 nt
Organism: Brassica oleracea var. oleracea
Lineage: Eukaryota; Viridiplantae; Streptophyta; Magnoliopsida; Brassicales; Brassicaceae
Product: inositol-tetrakisphosphate 1-kinase 1-like
Exons: 1
Coding region: 210-1184 (324 amino acids)
Biological process (GO): inositol trisphosphate metabolic process
Cellular component (GO): cytoplasm
Molecular function (GO): ATP binding; inositol-1,3,4-trisphosphate 5-kinase activity; magnesium ion binding
Source: RefSeq, a predicted model, not a curated record